AUCAUGAAAGGAUUAGGCUGUGGAAGAGGAUGGUGUAGGAACCAGUGGAGAAUAAAAUAACACCUAUUAUACAUUGUACCUCUGGCUCUGCUCGUAUUAAAUUUCUUCAAAAGGAGAUCAGAAAUCGUUGGAAUCUGAAGCAGGAGUUGAAGGAAGAACUUGAAUCCAUCUGGAGGACUCUUCAGCCUUUCGUGUGGACAAACAGCAGGGUCUGACACGGUUAAUGGCUGAUCGAGUGCUUGUGAUUGGCAGUGGAGGGAGAGAGCAUGCACUGGCUUGGAAGUUGGCCCAGUCUCCACAUGUAAAGCAUGUGUUUGUUGCUCCAGGGAAUGCAGGAACAGCUGAUAAUGGAAAAAUUUCAAAUUCAGCUGUAUUAGUGAGCAAUCACACGAUUGUUACCCAGUUCUGCAAAGAUCAUAACAUUGGGCUUGUGUUAGUUGGACAAGAAGCUCUUUUAGCAGCUGGGAUUGUUGAUGACUUAAAAGCAGCAGGAGUUAGGUGUUUUGGACCAUCUGCAAAAGCAGCCCAGCUGGCAUCCAACACCAGUUUUGCCAAAGCCUUUCUGGAUCGACAUGGGAUCCCAACAGCAAGAUGGAAAGCCUUCACCAAUCCUCAGGAAGCUUGUAGGUUUAUUAUCAGCACAGACUUUCCUGCACGAGUUGUACGGGCAAGGGGCCCUGCUGCUAGAAAAGAAGUGACUAUUGCAGCCAGCAAAGAAGAAGCCUGCAGAGCUGUCCAAGAGAUUAUGCAGGACAGAAUGUUUGGAGAGAUGGUUGUUAUUGAAGAACUUCUUCAAGGGGAAGAACUUUCUUGUUUGUGCUUCACGGAUGGUGUCACUGUUGCCUCAAUGCCACCAGCCCAGGCCCACAAACGAUUAUUGGAUGGUGACCAGGGCCCAAACACUGGAGGGAUGGGAGCCUAUUGCCCAGUUCCUCAGGUUCCAGAAGUUCUUCUGGAGAAAAUCAAUGCUGCUGUCCUUCAACAUGUUGUUGAUAGUAUGAGACAAGAAGGAACAGCAUAUGUAGGUGUGCUGCAAACAGGUUUAAUGCUUACUAAAGAUGGUCUGAAAAUUUUAAACUUUAAAUGUCAGUUUGGUGACCCUCAGUGCCAGGUUAUUCUUCCACUGCUUAAGAAUGAUUUUUAUGAAGUGAUUCAAGCAACAAUUGAUGGCAAACUCUGCAGCUUCAUGCCAGCCUGGUCAGAAAAUAGUACAGCUGUGUGUGUGGUCAUGGCAAGUCCAGGAUACCCAGGAGAUUGUGACAAAGGCAUGGAAGUAACAGGACUGCUGCAAGCCAAAGAGUUAGGACUGGAGGUGUUCCAUGCUGGCACAACGCUGAAGGAUGGCAGAGUGGUGACAAGUGGUGGCAGAGUCCUCUCCAUUACUGCUGUUAAAGAGGACUUGAUGAAAGCAUUGGGAGAAGCCAACAGGGGUGUAGCAGCCAUACAUUUCAAGGGUGCCACUUACAGGAAGGAUAUUGGCCAUCGGGGUAUACGACUUCUCAAACACUCUCUGGGUCUAAUAUACAAAGAGAGACGUGUGGAAGCUGUAACCAGUGAUGUUUUGUUUCAUCAGCCAGAAACAUCAGUUGUAAGUGGUACCAGAUCAGGCAGUCAUUCAGAAGUAGGAGGCUUUGCUGGUUUCUUUGACUUGAAAGCAUCUGGUUAUGAUGAUCCUAUCUUGGUAUCUCAAACUAAAGGCCUUGGACCUAAACUGCAGAUUGCACAGGUAUGUAAGAGACACGACACCAUCGGUCAGGACCUGGUCGCCAUGUGUGUCAAUGCCAUCCUGGCUCAAGGAGCGGAGCCUCUCUUCUUCCUCAGUUAUUUUGCCUGUGGCAAACUUGAUGUUGAAGUGACUGAAACAAUCAAAGAAGGAAUAGCUGAAGCUUGCAGAAAUGUAGGAUGUGCUUUCCUGGGCAGGGAGAUGGCUGAGGUGGCUGGGAUGUAUUCUUCUGGGGAGUAUGACCUGGCUGGCUUUGUGGUUGGUGCAGUGGAGCGAGGGCAGAUGCUCCUGGGGCUGCAGAGAGCUGAGGAGGAGGAUGUGCUUAUUGGACUGGCCUCUUCUGGGAUUCACGGCCGUGGCUUUAGCAUCAUAAGGAAGAUUCUUUUAAUGUCCUCCUUACACUACUCCUCACCAGCACCUGGCAGUUGUGGUGACAAGACUCUAGGAGAUAUAUUGCUGACCCCAGCAAAAAUGUACAGUCCGUCUUUGCUGCCCGUCCUUCGCUCAGGGCACGUGAAGGCUUUUGCCUUCAUUGCUGAGGAGGGUUUGCUGGGAGGCAUCUCCAGAAUCCUGCCAGAACAUGUCAGCGCUGUCCUAGAUGCUCUCAGUUGGAAGAUUCCUGAAAUCUUUUGCUGGCUUUACAAGGAGGGAAGCCUCUCUGAGGAGGAGAUGGCUCAGACAUUUAAUUGUGGAAUUGGUGCAGUCUUGGUUGUGCAGAAGGACCUGGCUCAGCAUAUUCUCAAGGAUGUACAGAGACAUGAGGAAGCUUGGCUGAUUGGGAAAGUUGUUGCUCCGUGUCACACAGGAGGUUCUCGUAUCAAAGUCAAGAAUCUUCUAGAAGCUCUGCAGCUGAGCAGCCCCCAGCACCUGCUGAAUAGCACUCUUGUCGAGAGUCAACACCAACCCAGAAAGAACAAAGUUAAAGUAGCUGUUCUCAUCUCUGGAACAGGCACAAACCUUGCUGCGCUCAUCAGUUAUGCAAAAGAGCCAGGCAGUUGUGCUCAAGUUGUGCUUGUCAUCUCCAACAAGUCUGGUGUGGAAGAACUACGAAAUGCAGCCCGGGCUGGAAUUCCCACCAGGGUGAUUGACCAUAAGUUAUAUGGGAGUCGCUCUGAAUUUGACAGCACGAUUGACCGAGUUCUUGAAGAAUUCGCUGUUGAGCUAAUAUGUCUGUCAGGAUUUAUGAGAAUUUUGUCUGGUCAUUUUCUCAGAAAAUGGAAAGGGAAAAUUUUGAAUGCUUCCCCUUCAUUUUUCCCACCAAUCAAGGAUGGAAAUGCCCAUCAGCAAGCCCUGCAAAGUGGAUUCAAAGUCACAGGCUGCACCGUGCAUUUUGUUCUGGAGGAAUCUAGUCCAAAAGCAGUGAUCCACCAGGAGCCGGUAUCUGUGAAGGCAGAUGACACCGAGGAGACACUGUCCGAAAAGGUUAAAGAAGCCGAGUGCCGGGCUUUUCCCAUCGCCCUGCAGCUGGUGGCCAGUGGAGCAGUGCAGUUAGGAGCUGAUGGUAGAACGUACUGGAAACAAGAGAGCCAAAGCCUGUGUCUUCAAGAAGAGAAGAGAGACUGUACAUCCUCUCUCCUGGCUCUGGAGCCUCAAGAAGACGAUGUGGUGUAGCCAGGUUAACGAGUGGCUUGCUCUCUGCUCAUCUUUCCCUCCUCCUCCCUGCCCUUGAUGUGCUUCUCUCUGCAGGCGUAUCAGUGUCACUGGUUUCCAUUCUGAGCUGGGAGCCUUUUCCCUCAGCUUGCAGCUUUAGUUACACGCCUUUCGCAAAAUUGGCAGUGGAAGCCAAGGUAUCAUUUCAGAUUUUGAAUUUCUUUGUUCUAUUUUUUCUUCUUCUAAAGGAGAUACUGUGUUACAGAUCAAAGAGGGGGCUCAAGCUGUAAAAAUGGUCGAGCGCUUCAGAGGGAAAUGAAUUCUUCACUUUUUGUUGACUGCAUCACAUUGCAGAGCACCAAGAGCUUCACAGAGCAGCCUCAAACACAAACCAUGGUGCUGCAGGAGGGUGACCAGCUACUGCUGGAUGGAAGAGGCCAGCCAUGUCUGAAGCGAGGCCCAGCAUGGCACGGUGUGGAUUUGGGGGUGACCAAGCAUUACAGAUGAAUACAUAGUUCUGUGGGAGGAGGUGGGACUCUGCAAGGACCUCCUCCUUGUGAGCCUCACCACCGUGGGAGCACCUCAGGGUACAGGGAGAAAAGGGACAUGCAAAACAUGUGCACCAGCCUGGGGGCCAGCGUCUAGUAAGCUGCCAAGCAGAAGCUCCAAAGGCCAACAAGGCAGGGAGCUUUUAAAAGGCAAAAAGAAAUGGAACAAAGUUCCCUUCACCGGUUAUUUGUCAAUACGAUGUAUCAGUGCAUGCUGAACAUACAUCUAGGCACUUUCCCCUGCUCCUUGAAAGGGGUUGGCACGUACACCUUCCCCAAAUUUCACAUUGAAACAUUUGGAUCUUAAAGGACGUAAAUUUGUUUAGAAACACCAGAUUUCCUUUGUCUUUGAAAUCAGCAGGAUAAGACAUCAUUAACUUAACUUGCAGCGGCAGGAAGAUCUGUUUUCUUUGUUGACUGAAUGAUUGGCUUGGUCCAGCGAGUUGCUGCUGUUAAAUACAACCCUUUUCUGUGGGAAGCUUAUUUUACAUCUGCCAGAAUAAUGACUUGCAUGCAAGUAACAUAAAUCAGAGGAAGAAAGCUAGCUAAGAAGCUACUUGAACAAAGCAGAAAAGAAGUAGCUGAACUUUCAAUUUUCUAGGGGAGGGAUCACUAAUAGCCAUUAGAUGAAGUGAAAAAAAAGUGUAAUCUUGUUUUGGUGUUACAUGUACUGUACUAGUAAGGGACAUACUGUGUCACGCUGCUUGAGAUCAAGAGUCAGCUCCAGUUAAAAAGUCUAAAGUGGUUUUUUUGUGUUUUUUUUUUCCUUUUUGAAGUGUGUAGCUUGUGGUGUUUCGGUAGUUAGGGAGAAGAGAAAAAUUCAGUUCCCUCCUGUAAGCUCUGCCGUUUAUGUACAGAGGUUUGUUUGUCUCUUGCAUUCUAACUGGAGCAAGGAACACAUAUUUUUCAUGAUCUGGGAGAAGAAAGAAGAAUUGUAACAAGGCAAGAAGUUUGGUAUAAUGUAAAUAAUAUUUAUGAUAAACACAUGGCUUAGUUUGGUUUCAGUCUGUUGUAACUGUGUAGUAACUUCAUGUUGUGUAUUACUUGAAUUGCAUAGCACGCGUGACUGAAUGUUUCAAACCUAAGGAAUAAAAUGUUAAAAGAG
Calidris pugnax (ruff) is the source of this 4966-nucleotide messenger RNA. Its product is annotated as trifunctional purine biosynthetic protein adenosine-3-like. Gene Ontology annotation, cellular component: cytosol. The record is from RefSeq and is a predicted model, not a curated record. Gene Ontology annotation, molecular function: phosphoribosylformylglycinamidine cyclo-ligase activity; phosphoribosylglycinamide formyltransferase activity; metal ion binding. The transcript is spliced from 23 exons. Gene Ontology annotation, biological process: adenine biosynthetic process; 'de novo' IMP biosynthetic process. NCBI's taxonomy places the organism in Eukaryota, Metazoa, Chordata, Aves, Charadriiformes, Scolopacidae. The coding region runs from base 224 to 3334 and encodes 1036 amino acids.